This is a messenger RNA of Auanema sp. JU1783, 2409 nucleotides long. Lineage: Eukaryota; Metazoa; Nematoda; Chromadorea; Rhabditida; Rhabditidae. The record is from the annotation of a GenBank genome assembly.
AUGGCAAUAAGAAGAAAUGGAAAACCAUCAAAUUAUAAUAGAGAUAGAAUAAAGACUGAUCAGAAUAGUCUCAAAUGUCUUAAUUGGAAUAGCACUCUUGUGUCUCAGAACUUAAAUUGCAAACAAGAUCACGUAAGGCCGAGAAUUCUGAAGAAGCCCCACAAAGAUUUUGACAUUAACAGAAGGGUGGGGGCAAUACCAGGGGCGAACAGUGGCCACGCCCCUUUUUCGAUAAACCUAGCAGUGAUUGGAGUCCCAAAAUAUUUAGUGCAAGCCAUGCUGUUAUUAAGCCUAAUAUUCACUAUAUUUCUAAGUUUGGUGACAGAAUGUCAAAGUCAGACGUUAUCCCCACCAAUAACAUCCAAAUUCAAAUGCUUAACAAAUGGAUGUUGUGAUGAGCAUGAAUGGUGUAGAUUUUGGGCUUCCAUCGGAGAAUGUCAAGCAAAUGAAGAUUGGAUGAGUACCAACUGUCAGCUUGCAUGCGGUUCCUGUACUGCACCUCCAGCUACAGCAGCUCCAGUUUCUACGACUCGUUCACCGAGCGACGCAGCUAAAGAUGCUGCAGUUCCUAGAGUAGUUCCUGAUGAUUUGACUCCUGUCACCCGUUGUGAAGAUGUAGUAUCAAAAUCAAGCCGAGCCUCUGAGCUUAUGGCUUUAUCCGGUUUGAUCAACAGCGUGGAAGAUAACUUUGGAAGAACGAUGUUAUCCAUAGAUGAAGUAACAAAAAGUGUUGCAACAGGAUGUGUUCCGCAGUUGCAAGAUCGUGGUGUCGAUUGCUCUAAAAACCUUUGUUACCAUCUAGUUUAUCGAACUCUUGACGGAACUUGUAAUAACUUGAAGAAGCCAAUGCAAGGUGCUGCUUUCCGCAAAUAUAUAAGACACUUCCCUUCACAAUAUGAUGAUAAGGUUGGAGAACCAAUAGCUUCUAUCACAAACUCUCGGCCAACUGCUAGAGAAUCUAACCGAGUUAUGCUUUCUUCAGCUCAAUCUGUCGUUCAUGAUAAGUUCAACAAUUUGAUGAUGCAAUGGGGACAGUUCAUGUCUCAUGAUAUGGCUAAAACGACACUUCAACCAUCCGCUCAAUGUAAAACUUGCGAUCCUAUCAAAUCGAAAUGUAUGCCAAUCAUGAUUACUGCUAAAGACCCAAACUCUUCAUUCAAACAGAAGCAGUGUUUGAAAGUAUCUCGCUCAGCUCCAAUUUGUCAAGUCACUCCACGUGAACAACUCAAUGAAAAUACAGCUUAUAUCGAUGGUUCAAUGAUCUAUGGAUCAUCUCCAAAGGAUCUUCACAAAUUCCGUGAAGGACGCACAGGACUUUUGAAAAUGAGCAGAUUCAAUGACCAGCUUGUUCUACCUUUCGAUCAGUCCAAGUGUGCUAACAAAGACAAAUGUACAGCAUCAUUCACUGCUGGAGAUAUUCGGGCAAAUCUGUUCAUAGGAUUGAGUUCCUUCCACAUUCUUUUUGCUCGUGAACAUAACAGAAUCGCUCGUCGUUUGCAAGACCUCAACUCCGCUUGGAGUGGAGAUCGUAUUUUCCAAGAAGCCAGAAAAAUAGUUGGCGGACAGAUCCAACACAUUCUUUACACAGAGUAUUUACCAAAACUUCUUGGAGUUUCUAUGGAUAAGGUGAUGGGAAAGUAUGAAGGAUACAAGGAUAAUGUUGACGCAACAAUAUCAAACGAAUUCACCACAUCUGCUUUCCGAUUCGGACAUGGAAUGAUUGAAGAGUUUUACAAGCGUCUUGACUUCUCCGGCGGAAAUAUCACUCAUGGAGGAUUUUUCUUUGGCGAUGGAGUUUUCAAAUCCGGAAAGAUUCUUUUUGAGGGAGGAAUAGAUCCCAUUUUACGAGGAUUCAUGAGCUCUGCCGUCAAACGCCCACAUAGAAUGACGCCAGCUAUCACUGAAAAAAUGUUCGGAACCACUGAUUUAGGAUCUUUAAACAUUCAACGUGGUCGUGAUCACGGAAUUCCUUCUUACAAUACUAUGAGAACAUUCUGCGGAUUACCACGGGCUGGUGAUUUCGAAGGAUUUAAGGAUAUGAUUUUGGACAGAAAUCUUCGCAUCGGCCUCAGUAGAACAUAUAAUACUACAGAUGAUGUCGAUUUCUAUGUUGGCUCAAUGCUGGAAGACCCAGUAGUUGGGGGCUUAGUUGGUACAACUUUGAGCUGCGUUAUCGGAGAACAAUUCAAGAGGCUGCGUGAUGGUGAUAGAUUCUUCUAUGAACAUGAAGGUGUUUUCUCAAAGGAACAGCUGGCUGAAAUCAACAAAUCAAGCUUAUCCAAAAUAAUUUGUGAGAAUGCUGAUCAUAUUGAACUUCUACCAGAGGAUGCUUUCUUAUUACCUGGAAGCCAGUUAACACCAUGUAAAGCUCUUCCGACCAUCGAUUUAGCAAAAUGGAAAACGAAUUAA